AUGCAACUCUGGUCUCACAAGGCGAAACAAGACGCCCUAAACCAAUCAGACGAAGAGCGGCGUCAGCAGCCCUCGUUGCGCGAGAUGCUCGACAACAAGAAGCCUAAAGCAACAGAAGGUGAUCACAGGGGCUCAUCCGGUCCGAUACCGAUCAUUCUAUGCGGUAAGACGGAGGCGAUUGGUCGCGGCGUCAUCGAGGGCCUGAAGCCGGAAUAUGAAGUAAUCCACUUCAUCACCACCCCCGCCUCAGGAGCCCUCAUCAUCCCAGCCCUCCUGACGUCUUCUCCGCCGCCGCAGCACCCAGACACAAGCACAAUCGGCAGCGGAAACUACGCCUCUUCCCCACGCGCCAUCGUCCUGGGCGGCGCAUUCGACGAGGAGGCCGUGAAGUCCCUUCAGAACGCCGUCGUCGAGCAAGGGGCUGCUGCUGCAUCGAGAAAGGUUCCGUGGCUGAGGCACGACGGGAGUAAAGCUGCGCCGCCUCCCGGGCCAGAGUACGGAAAGGCCAUGGUUGCGAGGGUGAGGGAGAAGUUGGGGUUGUUGGAGGAGGAGGGGAAGUUGGAUGGUGGGUAUGGGGGUGAUGAGUGGUAUUAA
Molecule: messenger RNA, 594 nt
Organism: Colletotrichum scovillei
Lineage: Eukaryota; Fungi; Ascomycota; Sordariomycetes; Glomerellales; Glomerellaceae
Exons: 2
Coding region: 1-594 (197 amino acids)
Source: RefSeq, a predicted model, not a curated record